ACCUUCCCUCUCAUCCCUCUCUUCCUAUCCCAACCUUUCUCUUGCUCCUUCUAAUUUCUUGUGAGAUUCUUGAACUUUGAUUGAACUCUUGAGAUUGAGUUAAGUUCUCCUCCUACAGCUUACCCCAUAGUGCGUCGAAAGCCAUAGCGUCGCGAAUACUUCAUCAAUCAACAUGAUUCAAAACGCCAUGUGGGAGGCGGUGCUGCCACUAAGACUGCUGAGGGGUAUGGAGCUGCAGGGCGCGGCAGAGGAAGAGGGGGUUGGAAAGGCCGAGGCCGUGGGAGGAGCUUUGGCAGAGGUAGAGGCCGAGGUGACUAUAAUGAGGGGCAUGGAAGCUCCAGUGGCAGGGGGAGUAUCAGAAUGGAGGGCACCUGCUGGUACUGCAAGAAGAUAGGGCAUCCUUGGUUCAAGUGCUUCAGCAGGCCGGAGGGAUGGGCACCUCCAGGCAUGAAGCCGCCCAGUGGUGAACGCGCACAAGGUGGCGCUGUGCAAGGCUCAGGUGCACAAGGUGAAGGUGCACAAGGUAAUGCCUAUCCUGGUUUGUUUCUUAUGGUUGAGGAUGUGCAUGGACAUGAGGGUGAUGUGGGAUCUGUGGGAAAGGUUGUGAUGCACCCUCUCACGCACUGGGUGAUUGAUUCGGGUUGCACCAGUCACAUGACCCCACGGGCAGAUUUGCUUGAUGAGGUAAAACCCCCUGGGAAGAUUAAGUAUGUGGCAGCAGCAUCAGGUGCUUUGCUCCCUGUGAUUGGUGUUGGAAAUGCCAAGGUUAAGGGAGCUAAUGGGGAGCUUGUGGGGCUUGGGAAUGUUCUGCUAGUUGAAGGUUUGUCUGCUAACCUUCUCUCUGUGCGACGACUGCAGAAGAGCAAGGCCGAAGUGACCUUUGGACCAACCAGCUGCCGUGCUAAGCUUGGGAAGAAGGUGCU
This is a messenger RNA of Closterium sp. NIES-67, 923 nucleotides long. Lineage: Eukaryota; Viridiplantae; Streptophyta; Zygnematophyceae; Desmidiales; Closteriaceae. The record is from the annotation of a GenBank genome assembly.